Messenger RNA from Microtus ochrogaster (prairie vole), 1111 nucleotides. RefSeq names its product guanylate cyclase soluble subunit alpha-2-like (gene Gucy1a2). NCBI's taxonomy places the organism in Eukaryota, Metazoa, Chordata, Mammalia, Rodentia, Cricetidae. Gene Ontology annotation, biological process: cGMP biosynthetic process; response to oxygen levels. The record is from RefSeq and is a predicted model, not a curated record. The transcript is spliced from 3 exons. Gene Ontology annotation, molecular function: guanylate cyclase activity; heme binding. The coding region runs from base 415 to 924 and encodes 169 amino acids. Gene Ontology annotation, cellular component: guanylate cyclase complex, soluble.
GGAGCAGGAGGGAGGGAGCGGAGGACGCGGGCCUCGGGCAGUAGAGACGCAAGGCGGAGGAGCCGCUGCACCCGAAUCCCCGCAGCACCGGAGAGGGAAUGAUGUGCACAGGCGGCCUCUGAGGCUGCGCCACUAGAGCAGCAGCUGCAUAGGCGGCGGCAGGCCCUGAGUCCCUAGCUCAUCUCUAGCUGGGAGGGACCAGCGAGCAGCCGCGGUGACCCAAGUUCCCGCCAUGAGCAGCUGGCUGGCAGGAUUCAGCAGCGCUGGGAACUCCCGUCUGGGCUAGCGCACCGCCCAGCGUCCCCGACGCACCUGACGCGGCCACCCCCAAUCCUGCUACCUCCACCGCCACCGCUGCGUCUCCGCCGCCACCUCUGUCACCGCCGCUUCAUCUGCAGCAGCAUCUCCAGCAGCAUGUCGCGCAGGAAGAUCUCAUCCGAGUCCUUUAGCUCUCUGGGCUCUGACUAUCUGGAGACUAGCCCCGAGGAGGAAGGGGAGUGCCCCCUGUCCAGGCUCUGCUGGAAUGACAGCAGGAGCCCGCCAGGGCCACCGGGAUCCAGAUCUGCUGCCAACACUGCCACCCCAGCUCCCGCUGCCUCCGCCGCCACGGCCGCUGCUGCUGCGGCCGCCGGGUCCAAGAGGGCGCAGCGACGCCGGAGGGUAAACCUGGACUCCCUAGGCGAGAGCAUCAGCCUCCUGACAGCGCCCUCGCCUCAGACUAUACAGCUGACUCUGAAGAGGACAUUGCAGUACUAUGAACAUCAAGUUAUCGGUUAUAGGGAUGCAGAAAAGAAUUUCCACAAUAUCUCUAACAGAUGCUCCCAUGCAGACCAUUUCAACAAAGAGGAACUUGAAGAUGUCUCAGAAAUUCUCCAGUGUACUGCUAAUGUACUCGGUAUAUUAAUUAUACAUUUAUAUAAUUGACAGAUUAUAAGUGGAAGGGGAAGCAAAGGUAUUAGUGUUUCAUUUUCAUUUAGAGAAUGUAGUAGAGAAUUGGAGACCACGAACUUGUAUUUAAGUAUCUAGUUUUACACCCAUGAAGAUAUUUGAAUGAUAAUUACAAACAUGUCACUUACUUAUAAAUUCAAAAAUAUUAUUUCAAAUUCUUACA